This is a messenger RNA of Paracoccidioides lutzii Pb01, 291 nucleotides long. RefSeq lists its product as hypothetical. The transcript has a single exon. The record is from RefSeq and is a predicted model, not a curated record. The coding region runs from base 1 to 291 and encodes 96 amino acids.
AUGCAGUUGUCAUUGAUAUCAGCGGCAGCGGCGGGAUCACUCGCCAAUGCGCGUUCACCAGAAAUCCAAGAUGAGACGUCUCCCUUUGAUCUUCCCUUUGAACAACGACGAUUUAACGACAUUUGGGCGUAUGGAAAACCCCUAUCCGAGAUUGGGUCGCACGCAAAAGACGACCCAUCUGCAAAUGCUUUAAAGCGGGGUUGCAGAUUGCUUAACGAAAGAGAAUUGCCAAGCACGCAUGGGUUUACCAAGGGUGAUUUCUCGACUCGAAGGUGCAGACAAUCGGGAUAA